Molecule: messenger RNA, 2247 nt
Organism: Anneissia japonica
Lineage: Eukaryota; Metazoa; Echinodermata; Crinoidea; Comatulida; Comatulidae
Product: PDZ and LIM domain protein 4-like
Exons: 5
Coding region: 157-606 (149 amino acids)
Biological process (GO): chondrocyte differentiation; tissue regeneration; chondrocyte proliferation
Cellular component (GO): nucleus
Source: RefSeq, a predicted model, not a curated record
CCACUCGCAGUUUAUUCGGUUGCCCUGUGACAGGACUCGCUCAUCUCAAGUACCGUACAUCGUUUUUGAUUGCGCUGGGGUGGGGUAUUUUAGGAUAUCGCAACAUAAGCAAGAUUUUGGUUAUAAUAAUACAGUGGCCUACAAACACAAUAAAAGAUGUCUCAAUACCAAGCUGGUAUUUAUGAUGAGCAGGAUGACGAUGCCGCUGGGAAGAUCCCUAGACCACAGAUAUCACCGGAUGAUCUUGCAAACACGGCCUCUGGUCUGGGUGCGAAUCCAUUCACGGUCUCCAAAUCGUUUAAGAUGCUUGACGAACCCGGUACAGGCGCACCUGCGCCGUCGAUUUUCAGUGGUGAUGUUACUGGUAAGGAAACAGCUUUUAAACGCGUCAAAGAUUCGGUGGGAGGCUACCGUGAACCAGUAAAGCCGGGCUUAAACAUAUGCAUAAUAUGUGGAGAGAAAUUAGUGGGAAAGUUUGUGAAACUUGGUCAAAAAGGUAUACAUAAUGAAUGUUUUAACUGUAGUGUGUGCGGGGUUAACUUAAAAGGCAAAGGUUAUCAUGAAAAAGAUGGUGCGUACUUCUGCCGAAAGGAUCGCCCGUUGUGAGUUAUCCACGUGGUCGCCUGGCAAAUAUUGUCUGAUACAAACACCGGUCUUCCGCCUUCAAUUUUAGAAUUAUUUUCGCCGUGUGUAUGCUCAUUUCCAUUUUAAAGUCGUAUUUGAAUAGGUCGGCAAGAGAUCAGCAACAGCACCUUCCUCCAUCUACCUUUAUUUUUAAGUGCAAUCUUAAUUGUGAUUAGUUCACUCGGUCUUCCGGACAAAUAUCAAAUAACGCUACCCAUUUAGAAAUGGCAUCAUCACGAUAGUCUCAUAUUUAAUGUCAUGUUUAUAUAAAACGCAUUCUCUCUAGAACUCUAAAUAAGCAGAUGAAACUUAAGAUUAAAAUGACAACACAAAGAAAUCAGGUUAAGUGCUCUGAGAAAUAAUACGGUACAAAACAUUGGUGUCUUAGAUUUGUACGUAAUUACUCUACAUUGAAAAAAUAUUAAACGUGAGAAGAGAGAAUGUUGGGCUAACCUAAUUUGGUUAAGAAUGCAUUUUAGAAAUGCAACCUUCUUAGUAGAGCGUAAAGCUUUGUCUACACUAUCAAAUUUCAUCAAAAAAGCGUCACAUAAAAUUUGAUGGAACAUAGAAUUGAACACGUUCAACUUUUUUUGAUACAAUUUGAUGUGAUAUGACGUCAUUGUACCUAUGGGCACACUAUUUUUUUUGUCACAUAAAAUUUGAUAGUGUAGACAAAGCUUAAUGUAUAUUUUUUGCCUUCCCGAAAGCUUAUCUAUCUACUACGGUAUUCUAAGCCUAAUAAUAGCAGGCCUAUGUCAAAACGUGUCUAAAUCUGCCAACAUUAUUCUGGUCGUGCAUCAAACACGUGCGUGCUACUUUAGCUCUCAAUGGGAGAGAAAUCCAUAUAUUUGUAGCGUUGAUCAGAACACAGGGGUCCGAAUACGUAACAGGAUACGUGGUAGCCUAUACCCAAACCGGGUACAACAAAACCUUUAGUUAAACACCGUUUUAAACUGAUUCUGUAUGGGGAAUGUUAAAGUUAAAAAUGCAAUUAAAACACUGAGUUACUUAUUACAGAGCUUGAAACAAUUCAAUUUUUGCUUUACAUACACUUCCUUACGACAUUCUAAUAUUAAUUAAUAAUAGGCCGCUAUCAUACACGACGCCCGACAUUUUACCAUGGCAUUUAGACCCUAUAUCCAGAUAUUUUCCUCAAAUUUAUAGAUUGAAUUCCCAUCGAUAUAUCAAGCAUAAUACAAUAGCAUACGAGAAAAUUAAUAUUAAAGUUGUUUUCGAGUGUGAAAUAGUAUUGAGCAGGGGAACGAAGAUAUUAAUGUGUGGCGUUUGAUUGUUCGGAGGAAGUCACGAGGAGGUACGGUAUGCAUGAUUAUGUUCACACGCAAAAGUAAAAUUUGUAGAAAUUGUACACACGAAUCAACAAAAAUAUUUAAACAUAACUGCAUUUAAAUUAGUAAACAUUCACUGCAACAUUGUACUGUUAUUGAAACAUUGUACAGUAAUCUAGGUAUACAGUACUUUUAAAUGAUGAUUGUUGAUUUUUCCUCCUUAAUAAAAUCGAUUUCCCGACAUUUUGCGAGUUCGCCUCGUCAGACCAUCAAGCGACAAACUGAGAUUAGUUUGCAAUCCUGAAUAUUAUGUAUUAAAGUAAUUGAUUACGGAAAA